Durotheca rogersii is the source of this 786-nucleotide messenger RNA. RefSeq names its product chromosome segregation protein Spc25-domain-containing protein. The record is from RefSeq and is a predicted model, not a curated record. Gene Ontology annotation, biological process: chromosome segregation. NCBI's taxonomy places the organism in Eukaryota, Fungi, Ascomycota, Sordariomycetes, Xylariales, Xylariaceae. The transcript is spliced from 2 exons. Bases 1 to 786 code for a protein of 261 amino acids. Gene Ontology annotation, cellular component: Ndc80 complex.
AUGUCGUCCGCCUUCGAACCCUCCAUGUCCUUAUCGUCGAGUCUGAGCGGCCGCCAGCCCAUGUCGGCGACGGCACCGUCCAUGGCGGACUCGCUGCCCAGCAUCAACUUCGGCUUCGACGAGCUGCGUGACCGCAUGGCCAAGUUCACCGCCAAGUUCGACGCCUUCAUCGAACAGGGGCGGAAGCGCGUCCUCGAGGAGCGCAACCAGUUCCGCAUGAACAUUGCCGAAUUACAGGAGGACCAGCGUAUGAAGAAGAAGGACAUGGAGAUCCUGCAGCACCGGACGAGCACGCACGAGCAGAUGGUAUCGAAGGAGGCGGCGGAGACGCGGGAGAUGCAGGCGGCAAUCGCGGCGCUGACGGCGCAGCGGGACCGGAACCAGGCGGCGCGGGACGCGCUGCGGCAGCAGAUCGCGGAGACGCAGAAGGAGAUCGACGCGCGGCUGGCGGCGCAGCGGGCGCACGCGCAGUACGUCGAGGCGCAGGCGCGCUUCAACGUGCCCGAACUCGACUUCUGGAUGCAGAACCUGUGCCUCAAGAUCGAGGGCGCCGGCCAGACCGACCGCCUCAAGUUCGUCUACUCCCACAUCGACGACAAGGCCUGGGACCGCGAGGCCUGGUUCGAGCUCAGCACCGCCUCGCGCGACUACGACGUGCGCCACUGCCGCCCCAAGCUCGAGCGCGAGAAGAUCAACCGCGUCCUCGAGCGCGUCAACGAGACGAGGGACCUGACUAUGCUGCUCAAGAGCAUGAGGGAGUUGUUCGUCGAGGUCAUGAAGUCAUAG